AUGACUGUUGAGUCGGUAAGCAGUCAGACUUUGGAGCCAUGUAGGAAAAGACACAAAGGAGAAAAUCAAACCAAGUCUGGAAAAUCAAUUCUAGCUAAAUCGAGAACAACUAAAACACUGCAGCAACAAUUUACGAGACACCCACUCAAUGUAAAGCCGUCGAGUAAUGUCUUGUUUGCAAGAGAUGAUGAGCUAUUGAAAAUUGGGAGAUCAGCUGGAACAUUGUUCAAGAAAUUACCGGACGAUGUGAUUAUAGGUAUCUUGGGCCUAUUAGAUAAGAGAGGGUUAUGCAAUGCAUCUUUAGUUUCUAAAUUUUGGUACGCAUAUUCCACUUUUGAUGAGCUGUGGAGAAACUUAUAUACCACAAAGACUGAAGAGGAAAGAGAAGCUAGUGGUUUGACAUUUAAAGAGUGGAAAGGAUCAUGGAGAAGCUCAAUCUUGAAAAUCGAUGUCAAAGAACAAAUCCCCAUUGAUUGUGGUGGUUUGGUAUACUCAGAUGCCUUGUUCACCCCAUAUGCCAACUCGUGCAUUGAUUAUCAAGAGGUAUUUAGGGAUAUUAUCAAGGAACAAGAAAACUUAAGAGAUAUCGACGGUUACUGGGAUGCUAAUGUUUUAACCAAUCCAAGCAAGUUCCCGUAUAGAGGUAGAAUCCCAAGGAUAGAGGAAAGUACCUUCACGUAUGAGAUGUUUGAAAGAAAUAAAUGGGACCAACAUCCUUUUAUUUUAGGGUCAAAUGAUCCUAUCAAGUCAAAGAAUCGCUGGCCGGGAUGGACCAUCAAAUACUUGUUGGAACAGUUCCCGAAUGUCAAGUUUAGACAAGAAUCAGUUUUAUGGGAGCUAUCCCUAUACGAAUCAUAUGCUUUGGCAAAUAGGGAUGAAAACCCGCUAUAUUUAUUUGAUUGUAGGUCAGAAGCAAUGAAAGUUCUUUUGCCAACUGGAUAUUUCCCACACCCUCCAAUAUAUGCAACCAAGGAUUUAUUCAAGGUUUUCCAAGAAUGUCGGCCUGAUCAUUCCUGGUUGAUCACGGGCCCACAGCGAUCAGGCUCUACAUUCCAUAAGGAUCCGAAUUCAACAGAUGCGUGGAACACCGUCUUACAGGGUUCGAAACUGUGGGUAUUAUUACCGCCAGGAAUGAAACCGCCAGGAGUCUUUGUAAGUGAUGAUGAAAGUGAGGUAAUUUCCCCUACUGGUUUGGCAGAAUGGGUCAAAAGUGGGUUUUGGAAUGAUAGCAUACAGAUCAGUGAUGAAGCAACGUUAGACACAAAUGAUAAUUUUGGAUCUGGAGGGUUCAGAACAUGCGUUGUUGGUAUUACAUUUGCAAAUGAAUGCAUGUAUGUUCCUUCUGGAUGGUGGCAUACUGUUAUCAACUUGGAAGACUCCGUUGCGUUUACAGCAAACUUUGUUCCUCCGUGUAAGAUCUCUAAUGUCUUACAAUUCAUGAAGUUUAAACCUGACCAAGUCAGUGGAUUUAGGCAUGAUUUACUACAAAAGAAACUGAGUGAAUUUAUCAACGGAUAUACCGGUAAUAUUGACGAAAACAUCGAAACCAUUAAGAAAUAUCUACAGAGGGAAGACCUAAGAAACAACGAUGAAGACGUUGGGGAACUCAAUGGAGCUUGCCAAAUGCCUGUUUUUGAGACUUUUGUUGAGUUUUUAAAAGCUUCUGGUUAUGAAGAUUUGGUGAGAGAAAGCCUUGCUCAUUUGAAGAAGAAAAGUGAUGAUGAAGAAGAAGAUCUGAAGGUGAGAUCCCGAGCAUGGGAAACGUUGACCGAAGAGGGAAGAAAAAAAAAUAACAAUGGGUUUAGUUUUGGAUUUGAUAUAGAUGAAUGA
Molecule: messenger RNA, 1830 nt
Organism: Pichia kudriavzevii
Lineage: Eukaryota; Fungi; Ascomycota; Pichiomycetes; Pichiales; Pichiaceae
Exons: 1
Coding region: 1-1830 (609 amino acids)
Cellular component (GO): nucleus
Molecular function (GO): cis-regulatory region sequence-specific DNA binding; protein binding
Source: RefSeq, a predicted model, not a curated record